Molecule: messenger RNA, 1149 nt
Organism: Fonsecaea nubica
Lineage: Eukaryota; Fungi; Ascomycota; Eurotiomycetes; Chaetothyriales; Herpotrichiellaceae
Exons: 1
Coding region: 1-1149 (382 amino acids)
Source: RefSeq, a predicted model, not a curated record
AUGCCUGUCCACCUCAAAAUUGUGCAGCCAGACGCUCAGUCAGUGCCUCCAAUUCCGUCUGACUUGACCCUCUUUGGCAUUCAUCCUCUUUUCCGUCAAGCCGCCUUCCGCUAUGCCGAUCAUUCACAAUAUCUCCCCCUCGAAGAACUGGACAAGAGCACUUAUGACCUCUCAGACCUUGUGUACGACCGCAUGAAGCCGGCCCUGAGAUUGGCGACCUUGUUCCUGAGACAGCUGAUGCCGGAGCUCGCCCGUGUUGGCUUGGCCAAAGUCGAAGAGUUUACGUUCCCAGAUGGCUACAAGGAUAAGGUACUGACGGAUGAAUGGCAGUUCCUACAAACUGCAACAGAGUCCUUUGAACGACACACUCUGGGGCUUCUGUCCACCAAAUAUCGAUUCACCAUCUUGACACGUGAGUUCGCGCGCCGCCUUUGUGACGCCCACGGAGAGCUAGCCGGAACUUCCACACUGAUCACUCAUGACCCUGACGCUGAGUUUGAUUUUGCUUACCCGCAGACUGCCUUGAACAGCUCGUGGUUCUGGUAUUUUGCUAGUGAGGCCUGGGAGACAAUUUCGACCGAAGAAAAGUACGCCAAACACUUCCUGUUCGCCUCCACCCUGAUCCACGAACUUGCGCAUGCUGUGUGGAUCAAUCGAGUCUUGACCGGGGCCCAGAUCAAAGGCGUCGGCAACGGUGAGAUUGACCUUGGUGUGGCCGAGCCGAGAUGCUUCGCCUACCAUGAGUUUGCCGAACUUGGCUGUGCAAUGGAGCUGGAGCUUUUUGAGGGUAUACCCUCCUUUCCCCACUUCGGAACCCCUACCGUCUCGGAAGCAGCCUGCCGCGACAACCCUUCCAAGGUGCUGUUCACAAUCUUGGACGUCAAGGGAAGAGCCAUGGAUAUCCACGAAGCGACGACCAAGACCAUCUAUUCAUUCUUUGAUCCUCGCUUUUGGGCCCCGAUGGACGAAAACAUCGCUGCGCAAUUCGAGAUUGAGCUUCUGGCGAACUCCCGAGUGCCUCGGCGUCGAUUGUCCACUUGCCUUUCUGACCCCAGAUCUCUCAACGGAUUCAAUGUGCCGGUUCUUUCAAUGCCAUUCCCUGGUAUGUUGAAGCCCGCAAUCACAGCUGACAAUGAGCUAUUUGAUUGA